This is a messenger RNA of Myotis davidii, 776 nucleotides long. Its product is annotated as HLA class II histocompatibility antigen, DQ alpha 1 chain-like. Gene Ontology annotation, cellular component: MHC class II protein complex. The transcript is spliced from 3 exons. The record is from RefSeq and is a predicted model, not a curated record. The annotation marks the transcript as partial. Gene Ontology annotation, molecular function: MHC class II protein complex binding. Gene Ontology annotation, biological process: positive regulation of T cell activation; antigen processing and presentation of exogenous peptide antigen via MHC class II; immunoglobulin production involved in immunoglobulin-mediated immune response. NCBI's taxonomy places the organism in Eukaryota, Metazoa, Chordata, Mammalia, Chiroptera, Vespertilionidae.
ACCCAGUGCUGUUUCCUCACCGCAGAGGUUCCUGAGGUAACUGUGUUUCCCAAGUCUCCCGUGGAGCUGGGCCAGCCCAACACCCUCAUCUGUGCCGUGGACAACAUCUUCCCUCCUGUGAUCAACAUCUCGUGGCUGAGCAACGGGCACUCAGUCACGCAGGGUGUUUCUGAAACCAGCUUCCUGUCCAAGAGUGAUGAUUCCUUCCUCAAGUUCAGUUACCUCACCUUUCUCCCUUCUGCUGAGGACGUCUAUGACUGCAAGGUGGAGCACUGGGGGCUGGACCAGCCCCUCCUGAGGCACUGGGAGCCCGAGAUUCCAGCCCCCAUGUCAGAGCUGACGGAGACAGUGGUCUGUGCCCUGGGGCUGGCCGUGGGCCUCGUGGGCAUCGUCACGGGCACCGUUUUCAUUAUCCAGGGCCUGCGCCCAGCUGGUGCCUCCAGACACCAAGGGCCCUUGUGAGUCACACGCCAGAAGGAAAGGUGCGUUCCAAUCCUAAGAUCAGAAGAGUGGACAUGCUAGGUGACCUGCACUAUUCGCUGGCCAAGUCCAUCCUAUGCCUUCUCUCCUCCAAUACCCCUCCUGUCAUCUCUUCUCUGGGACUUACAGGCGCUGUGUCCUCGCAGAGUUCACAAACCCUUGGAAUUCUCCCCCUCACUCCUGACAUUUUGUCUUUUCUCAGCCGUUAUCUACUAUGGAGAUCCCUAGGAUAUGCUUACAUCCUUGUGAUUCUGAUCUGAUAUCUCAGUGGAAGCAAUAAAUCCCUUUAUGAGGUC